Messenger RNA from Pseudovirgaria hyperparasitica, 2114 nucleotides. Its product is annotated as histone deacetylase. The coding region runs from base 158 to 1672 and encodes 504 amino acids. NCBI's taxonomy places the organism in Eukaryota, Fungi, Ascomycota, Dothideomycetes, Acrospermales, Acrospermaceae. Gene Ontology annotation, molecular function: histone deacetylase activity. The record is from RefSeq and is a predicted model, not a curated record. The transcript has 2 exons.
CCUCAAACAUCUCUCUAUCGCCUUCCUCCUCGCACAUACUGACAUCCGACAUUAUUUACUCUCAGUUUGCGCGGAUGUUGUAUCUAAAGAGGCCUGCUCGCGUCCUUACGACGCGCCGAUAGUCGACAACUCGCAGAAAGUUUGCACCAAGGAAGCCAUGGCUUUCAGGGCCAACGAUAUCGUCAAAGAAUGGGUGUCACAGGAAGAAGCUGCGGAAUUACCCCUGCAGUGGACCAAACUGAGCGACGCAGAAAAGAAUUCCAUAUUCGACAGAACUACAGAGGAAAAUGGUAUCGAACGUCCCAAGGGACAUAAUGUUUCCUUCCACUACAACGCUCGAGUAGAAUAUCAUCAUUUCGGCAGAUCACAUCCAAUGAAACCUUGGAGAUUGACGUUGACGAAGCAACUAAUACUGGCUUAUGGGCUUCACAAUGCGAUGGACCUUUAUGAGUCGCCACAGGCCACGCUAGACGAUUUGAAUGCGUUUCAUGGGCGGCCUUAUCUCAAUUUCUUGAAACGUAUAAGGGUAGAUACUAAAGAAGCAGACGAAAAUCGGGAAGAUUUGGAAACUUUCGGCUUCGGCGGCGAAUACAACGACUGCCCAGUAUUCGACGGCCUCUGGGACUACGUCACUAUAUACACAGGCGCGACCAUGGAAGCCGCGCGACAUCUCUGUAAUCAAACUUCUGAUAUUGCCAUCAACUGGUCUGGCGGUCUUCACCACGCCAAGAAGAAUGCAGCUUCUGGCUUCUGCUACAUCAACGACAUCGUCCUGGCAAUCCAUCACAUGCUAAAGUAUCAUCAACGUGUUCUGUACAUCGAUAUUGAUGUUCAUCAUGGUGAUGGCGUUGAACAAGCAUUCUUCUCGACCCCUCGAGUCUUCACUCUUUCAUUCCAUAAAUUUGGCGACUCGUUCUUCCCUGGCACAGGGGACAUCCACGAGACCGGUCCCACUUACAGAGGCAACCCUGGCACGGCACAUGCACUCAACAUCCCGAUCGACGAUGGGAUAGAAGACGAUCAAUAUAAAGACCUCUUUGAAUAUGUGACAGCCGAAACAAUCCAGAGAUACCAACCUACAGCAAUCGUUCUCCAAUGUGGUGCUGAUUCCUUGGGUGGGGACAGACUGGGGAAGUUCAACCUCAAUAUCAAGUCCCAUGGUGCUUGUGUCGAGUUUGUGAAGAGGUAUAAUCUUCCGUUGAUGAUCCUUGGUGGUGGUGGAUAUACACCACGGAACGUAGCACGUACCUGGUGCCACGAAACUGCUGUGUGCGUAGAUGCUACGCUGAGCAAUGAGCUCCCAGAAUAUGUUCCUUACGCCAAAGCUUUUUAUGGAGAGGGUAAUGGGAACAACAAGCUCUAUCCCUCGCUUGACAAUAUCGAAGGUAAAUACCACGAGAAUAAGAACGAUGCAAAUGUCAUAAGGAUGCUCAAGGAGAGAGCGGUGGAGAACCUAAGGUUGAUGGAAGGCUGUCCCUCAGUGAGCGACAAUUUCAAGAACUUGCCCAUGGAUGUUAUCGAAGCUCUAAUAGAUCGGUAUAACGAACGGAAACCAGCGCUUGAAAAGGACUAUGACGAGGCCGACGGCGAGCAGUCUGAAAUCGGAUCUGAGACUUCCCGAAAAAGGAAAGAGAGAAAUAUCGGGGGGCGUUCUGAGCAUCGUUUUCGUUGAUACCCAUCGAAUACUACACAAGCCAUAUUAGAGAGCCAGCAAAAUCACCGAGAAAGUCUGGCCUCAACUUCUUGCUAAUCCUCGGGUCCCAAUUCGCGAUUGGUAUCAUUCCCGCCCGUAUAGAGAUCACAAUCUCGUUACCUCCUAGAACAUGCUGGCCAUCCAGAGAAUGGCCCAAAAUAUGCUUCUAGGAGAGCAGACCAUGGUCGAUCUGUAGCGCAGAAGAUCACGUACAUAUGUAAAUACAUCAGAUACCCAAGAAGUCUCGAAACUUCUCAUGCUCGUCGUCCUUUGGGACGUCGUUGUAAUCCUAAGGAAGGCAAGAGAAGAUGCUGUAGUAAAACUUCUAAUUCUUCCUUCCGCGUGCAUUUCUUUGAAACAAAACACAGGACAUACUGGUCAAGUCACAUAUGUUCGCAAUUUUGUAUAGUAUAGGCAGCAG